AUGAAGUUCUCAUCAAUCGCUAUUAUCGCUGCUGUUGUUUCUGUUGCAUCUGCUGCUUCACGUGUCAUUGAAGCAACUGACAAAACAUUUGAUGAUAUCGUCUACAAAUCUGGAAAAGAUUCAUUAGUGGAUUUUUAUGCUUCUUGGUGUGGACAUUGUAAGAAAUUAGCUCCAAUUUAUGAUGAAUUAGCUGAUGUUUAUAAAAACACUAAAGAUGUUCAAAUCGUCAAGAUUGAAUGUGAUCAAAACAGUGCAACUUGUAAACAAUUUGGUAUAAAGGGGUUCCCAACUUUGAAAUUUUUCAAAAAUGGUCAAGAUGAACCAAUUGAUUAUAAUGAUGGAAGAGAUGUUGAAUCUUUUACAAAGUUCAUUGGUAAAAAUUCUGAUGCCUAUGUUUAUAUUCCAAAAGUCAAAUCAAACAUCGUUCAAGUUUCUGAUUUAGAUUUUGACAAGACUUUAAUUGAAAGUGGUAAGAAUGUUUUCGUUGUUUUCACUGCUGAUUGGUGUGGUCAUUGUAAAAGUUUACAUCCAACCUGGGAACAAUUAGCUGAAUUAUACAAAGAUGAAGAUAAUGUCAUCAUUGCUGAAGUUUCUACAUCUGAUGCACCAAGUGACGAAAUUACUAAAAGAUAUGGUAUUACAGGUUUCCCAACAAUUUUAACAUUUGAAGCAAAUUCUAAGAAUCACAUCCCAUUUGCUUCUUCAAGAAGUUUGGAAGGUUUAGUCAGCUGGGUCAAUCAAUAUUCUGGCUUACAUAGAUCAACUGAUGGUGGUCUUUUACCAUCAGCUGGUAGAAAAUCAGAUGUUGAUUCCAAAAUUUCAGAAUUAUUUAAAGCUGCUCCUCAACAAGCAAAUGAAUUAGCUACUAACAUUUUGAGUGGAUUAAGUCACUCAACUGAUAGAUCAGCUGAAUAUUAUAAAAAAUUAUUAAAUAAGGUCAUCAAUGGUGAAGAAGCUUUCUUCAAUAAAGAAUAUAAAAGAAUUUCCAAAAUUUUGGAAUCUACAAAAUCUUUACCAAAAGAAAAAUCAGAUUAUUUACAAGAAAGAUUAAAUAUCUUGAAAGUUUUCAAUAAAUAA
Hansenula ciferrii is the source of this 1077-nucleotide messenger RNA. RefSeq lists its product as uncharacterized. The transcript has a single exon. The coding region runs from base 1 to 1077 and encodes 358 amino acids. Gene Ontology annotation, biological process: protein folding. The record is from RefSeq and is a predicted model, not a curated record. Gene Ontology annotation, molecular function: protein disulfide isomerase activity. Gene Ontology annotation, cellular component: endoplasmic reticulum. NCBI's taxonomy places the organism in Eukaryota, Fungi, Ascomycota, Saccharomycetes, Phaffomycetales, Wickerhamomycetaceae.